Messenger RNA from Nomia melanderi (Alkali bee), 4649 nucleotides. The record is from RefSeq and is a predicted model, not a curated record. NCBI's taxonomy places the organism in Eukaryota, Metazoa, Arthropoda, Insecta, Hymenoptera, Halictidae.
GCCGAGGAAAAACGCAGUGGUGUGAAGGAGGCCUUACCCGCUAGCUCGAAAAUCUUCCGUUUGAAGAUUCUCGAGAAACGCUGCUCGAACGUGGGUACCCGGGGCUCGUGGUGACGGUGAAAUCAUAGAGGGGACGUCCCCUCCUGCCCUGCUCCGUUGCGCGUAGCCAACGUCAUUGUGGUGUGUGGGGCCAUGAUCGUUCCAAGUGUGUGUGCGUCCCUCGAGCUUAGCGCGGCGGACUUGCCCAGUAAAUACGAGGCUUCCGUUCCGGUGUACGUGUCGGGCCAUUGCGUUGCAAACUAAGAAGCAGAGACUCUCGGUUCAGUUGCCGCGUACCCGUGUCACCGGCGUGAUUCCAUCAUGCCGUUGAGUAUUGGGGUUAACCUAAGAGUGACCGGACACUGUAAUCAGGGCGGUCGUAAGUACAUGGAGGACAUGUUCAGCGUGGCCUUUCAGUCUACGACGGAUGACAAAGACCUGGAGUACGCGUUCUUCGGGAUAUUCGACGGCCACGGGGGCGGCGAGGCGGCCACAUUCGCGAAAGAGCAUCUGAUGAACGUGAUCGUCAAGCAAAAGAACUUCUGGUCGGACCGCGACGAGGACGUGCUACGCGCGAUCCGGGACGGAUACGUGAACACGCACUACGCGAUGUGGCGGGAGCUUGACAAAUGGCCAAGAACCGCAUCUGGAUUACCAUCUACGGCUGGGACCACCGCUAGCAUAGCGUUCAUUCGCAAGGGAAAGAUUUAUAUCGGCCAUGUCGGUGAUUCUGCAAUAAUAUUGGGGUAUCAAGUGGGUGGUGAUCCGCAGUGGCGAGCUAAGGCAUUGACCAAAGAUCACAAGCCUGAGAGUGGACCCGAGAUGAUGAGGAUACGAGAGUCCGGUGGGAAAGUAGUCAGCAAAUCCGGUGUUCCAAGAGUUGUGUGGAACAGACCUCGUAUAGGACACAAAGGGCCAGUUCGGAGGUCGACUCACAUUGAUGAAAUACCGUUUCUUGCUGUUGCUAGGUCUUUAGGUGACCUUUGGAGCUAUAAUUCUGAAUUAGAUACAUUUGUUGUGUCGCCUGAACCGGAUGUUAAAGUUGUUGCAAUUGACGUUGAAUCACACCGUUGCCUUAUAUUUGGAACAGAUGGGUUGUGGAACAUGUUAACACCGCAAGCAGCAGUAGCUAUUGUUCAGGCUGCAGAUAGGCACAAUGAAAAACAUCUUAUUGCUUCCCAGCAAAUGUGUAAUGGGCAAUCUGAUAAUGUUCAACUAUGGAUUAAUCCUUCAAAAAGUCUAGUGGAUAAAGCAUUAGAAAGGUGGUCACUUAGGAGAUUGCGUGCUGAUAAUACUAGCGUUGUAACAUUGAUGUUAGAUCCCCCAGGACCAUCCCGAAGCGAGGUGUUGUUGAGCCAGAAAGAAUGUGUUAUGGCUCAUCACAGUGUACACACACCUCCAACUGCACUCUCUACCGAAAAUUUGGACAAACCUGCUUAUAAUCCUGGAUCUCUAAGCGUACCAAGGCCUCCUUUAAUGGCAAACCAUAAUAUCAAUGUACAGAAACCAGAGUUCUUUAACAGAAUCGAGGAAAACAGAGAGGGACCAAGAACAGAAAAGGUUCUGCCCGAGGAGAGGAUCGAAGAGACCCUUGAAACGAGUCAUCAGUUGGAUGAGACAACGCACACAGGUGUCGAGGACAUGGUCAUAGAAGAAAGCGUUAAAGUCACAGAAACGAUAUCCCAUGAAAUAGUAGAAAAGAAUCUAAACGUAGGUAAUAAAGAAAUAGAACCAACUCCUCCGGAGAAAAUCGACAAGCCAGACGAAGAACAUACAAACGCGACAGAGAAACAACCGGAAGCAGCCGAUCCGCCGCUUCAACAGGACGUCUCGAAGUCGCAGACGCCUACCGCAGAAGAGAACACAGAAAACAACCAGGCUGAUGACUCAAAUGUGAUACACCAAAGUGCAUUUUCUGGUGAGGGUGACGACGUAUGUUCUCCCGCUAACAGCGGUGGUACCACGGAGAAGAGCAACGGGGUUGCGGCGGAGAGCGCAACCACCGACGAAAAUAAAGUAACGGGUAACAUUUUAAACGGUUCGCGUCAUAAGCAGCAGGCCUUGUUCUCCAGCUCGAGAACGGAAGUCGCUAGAAGGAGGAGAAGGCACAGUUUAAAUGCACACUCACGGAACACUCUAGUGGAGACAACCUCUGUGGAGACUAAAACAUACGUGAAUUCGAGGUUUAAACCGCGUAGUACAAAAGUGUCUGUAACUGGGAACACAGUGGAAGAAGGUGUUAGAAACUCUACAAGUAAAACAACUGGUAGUGCUAUCGCAACUAAACGAAGACAUAGUGCAAUAUCGCAAAGUGUAGUUAAUACAGUGGAAGAGGCAUGCAUAUUACAGGAACCUUGUAUUAAGAGAAGAACGCGAUCAGAGGACAGACCGAACCCUGUUGACGAAAACGACCCGGCGAACCAGACCACCAAGGAUGCCGCUGGUAGUCUGAAUUGGCCUAACGCCGAGUCUAACAUUUCCCGUUCCCCGGGGAAUGCCACUACUGUACCUAUACAGGACAGAUUGUCUCCUUUAAAUACCUUCCAAAGAAACCUGGGUAAAAAGGUUACGCCGGUCAAGUCUAUCCGAAGACCAUCAUCUAUCAAAGGCCUGUUGAAGCAAUUGUGGGCUGCUAGUCUCGGUGCACGCGAGUGGGACCAGGGAAGGAAUAACCGGUCAAACGGUUGCAGUGAGAGGAGAAUAAAUCGAACAAUGUCUAUUAUAGGUUCAUCGGAUAGCACAACCGUGCCGCAACGUUGGCUCAGGUCAGACACUAUCGCCGCUACACCUGUAAAAACAUUACGCUCGCGUAAUGUAGACAUACAUCAGUACAGUCUAGUGAAACAACAAAACCGACUCUCUUUGCCGAGUAAACUGAAGCAGUCUAGUGGUAAUGGAUUCCUGCAGUCUAGUAGAGUUAGAUCGUCAUCCUUGUCGACCAGUAUUAAACAGAACAGUAGCAAUACUGGGAACGGGACCUGCUCUACGAUUAGCCCGACGGGUACCGGAUGUAAUUCUAGUUCUGGAAUGGCUAAAAGAGUAAAAUCGCCGUAUAAUCCGAGUGCCAGGUCACUGAGCACGCGAUCUCGCAUUAAGCGCCUUGCGAAGUAAGGUAGAACAACAAGCGUUUAUUAUGUUGUUUCUGUACACAGGGUACUGUCUCCUACCCUUAUUGUUUUCUUUCUUUCUUUUUUUUUUCCUUUUUUUUNAUUAGUCACAUAUUGCUUUCUAUCUCUGCAGAAGAUACGCUAGUUCAGAUAUUCUAUUUAUGUACUGUUGCAUUUUUAUCGGGGAACGUGUAUAGCGCAUGUUUUGGCGCAUCAGAAGAGAUCAUGUCCCAACAAGUUUUCAAACGUUUCGGUGAUACGUAGGUCGCGUUUGAUGGACCAAUCGAUUCGUUAAAAAUAUUCAGUCGUUCACUGUUUUUAUCACAGCUCUGACACCUUUCUUUUUGACUGUUUCUUUUUAACUAUUCAACUGGGCAACGAAAGAAUCAUUCAGACUGUUUUUCAUGUUACGUUUGAAAAAUGACUAACAGUAAUAUUCACGCCAAGGGAAAUUGUACGUUGAAAUAAACGUGGAAUUUCAAGCACCGAAAUAUUUCACUGUUGUUGGUAAUCUUGUUUUCACUUUACAGUGUAAUUGCAGUUUUAAUUUUAUACGGUUCUGAUUUUCAAUUGAUCGACUACUGCUGUUUACAAAGUGAACGUUUUAUUUAAAUCACACUCGGUAUUCGACACUGAACUUUAUCUCAACUACUGUGGCUUCUAAAAUGGCGUCCGUUUCGCGAGGUAGCCGAACGUUAAAGACUCCUUACAUUUUGUUUCUUUUCAUCUUCCUUUUUUUUUCUCUUUUUCACUGCUUUCUAAGGUUUGACUAGCUUAUAAAGGUGUUAAUCGCAGAAAAAUAAAUUCAAGAAAGUACAUGAACGUAUGUAUAAAAAACGUGUGAUAAUCUGAGAAGUAGCAAAAGAAAAAAGAAUGACUGUAUCUAAGAAAGCGAGCGAGCGAACGCGAGAGAGAUAGAGCAUAUAUGUAUAUUUGUAGAAAUUAUCUUUUUCCCCACUGAUUCCUCUGUAUAAGUGUUGCAGUCUUCAGCAAGGAACUGAUUUCGAAGGGAAUUAAAUGUCGUUAAGCGAAAAAUGAAGAAAAAACGAUUAAAAAGAUACAGGUUCGCUUACGAUUAAGAUUAAAGAAAUGUUAAAAUAUUUAGCACGUAGGUAAACGUAAUCACUGAUCUGCUUUGGCUCGGUACAGAGUGGCCAUUGGGGAUCCGCUUUGAGUCACGAGAAAUUUUUUAUAUGUCAAUUUAUACGAAGAGAGACAGCACAAAGUCCAAGUAGGUAUUUCGCUAUUAUAAACGACUUGGUGAUGACACAUAAUUUUUGCUACCAUCGCGAAGCAUUUAAUUCUUCGUUUUAACAUUAACGGCGGUGAAUCUUGGAACAGCGGCCGCUCGGUAUGCGAGGCAACGAAACGACUGUCUAUUAUGCGAUACAAAGUUUAGAUUUAUAUUUAGAGAAAUUUAAAGAAAUGGUUGAUAAAUAAAUUCAAAUGAUUGACAAGUUCGUCUGUUUAUAAUAUGUACAGAACAAGUGCGCGCUUAAAAGG